Amyelois transitella is the source of this 1086-nucleotide messenger RNA. RefSeq lists its product as uncharacterized. Lineage: Eukaryota; Metazoa; Arthropoda; Insecta; Lepidoptera; Pyralidae. The record is from RefSeq and is a predicted model, not a curated record. The transcript is spliced from 2 exons. The coding region runs from base 110 to 739 and encodes 209 amino acids.
GAUAAGCAGAGCGUUUCCUCUAUCACGUCACAAAAAAUGCUGGAACAAAAAUAACGUGUUUCGUCCGAUUUCUACGCUAAUUUUAAUUCAGGAAUAUUGUUAAUAAAAAAUGACCUUAGGGUCAGUACUCAUCAUCGCCAUGUUCAUUACUUCAUCAGAAGGGGGAAGAUGGGAAGACGACCCACUUGUUUUCAUAGCGAAUCCAAUCGAAUCCCAAAUGCCGAGCCACUGGGUCCCUAUGAGCCUCGUCAAGCUCAUCCUUACAGGCACAACCACAGAAAGGGUUAAAAUAAAAAUGCUGAAAAAGAAACUUCCACUACCAUCCACUACUACCACUACAACUACUACAACAACCACCACUCCAGCACCGGCGCCAACAACCACCAAAGCGGUACCACCACCGCCUGAUCCUCCAGCACCUCCCCCGACAGAACCAUCUACAGAACCACCUACAGAACCACCAACAGAACCACCAACAGAACCACCAACAGAGCCACCAACAGAACCACCGACGGAACCAUCAACAGAACCUCCACCUCCACCUCCACCUCCACCAGAACCGGAACCGGAACCGGAACCUGAACCAGAACCUGAGCCAGAACCAGAACCGGAACCGGACCCUACAACGAAGAAGAAAAGGAAACCUAAAGACAGCCAUGAUAACAUGGCUCGCUCUGGAUCAACUGCUCCUAUUAAAAUAUCAAAAUCAACUUCAUCUUUCUCACCUGAGAAAAAGUAAUCUACGCUUAAGAUUUCUUUAUCAUUUGAACCAUCAACUACAUCUCAGGAUUCGUAAUCAUAAUUUAAAGUAGCCGAAUAACAAAAAUACCGGUUGCAAAACCAAAUAAAAAUAUAAAAAAAGCCCGUGUAAACCACUCCCUACAAUAUCCAUUUCACGCUGUAGGAAAACAAGUGAACUUUAUUAUAUGUAAGAUUUCUUACAACUCUUCACCUGGGGGCCCUUCACGAACUAUAUACACUUUUUAUUAAUUAUCAAUGAUAGAACACAACUUUCAAAGGGCAAUAAGUAGUGAAUACAAAAUGUACGAAAACACGUAGACCUCAUGAAUAGAAUAGAAUAGAAAG